CUCCCCUCCGAGAUUGCAAAAGAUCAUUCACACACUUUUGUUUUUCUCUCAAACUUUUUAUUUAUCUGCCCUUCAAUUAAGACACUGGAAUCUCCGCUGGGGAAAGAUUUGUUGUUCACUAAUUCUUGAGUGACAUCAGAAACAGUGGAAUAGCAGGCAGCACACCUUAUGCCGUAGAACUGACCAUUAAGAAAUGCAUUAAAUAUUGAUAGAUGGGGCCACGUUCCUCUCUCAUCCACUCUGCCACUGAGAAAACUCCGCCGUUACUAGGAUUUUUUGCAUGAGAAUGUAAACUUCUGACCUGAACAUUUGUUACUGAAAUAUCAUCAAGAAAAAGCACAUGGAAAAUAGUAGCAAAUAUUUAUUGAGCAUUUGGAAAGAAGAUUUGCAAAGGAUUAUACAUUCAGAGCAGGAAAUGAGGCAGGAAAUGUAUAGUAUGGAUGGCAGCAAUGCCUUCUUCCCCACACCUUUCUGCUGGCCAGUGGGCUUCAAUCCUGAUAAAGGGAAGACCUGCCAUAUUUUUUAUAGCACAAAAAAACUGAGCUACUAGACCCUGUGUGAUGGAGAAAACAGUAGAAGGAAAUCAAACGGCCCUCACAGAGUUCAUCUUGCUUGGACUGGGGGAACUUCCUGGGAUGUACAUCUUUCUGUUUGUGAUCUUUUUAGCUAUUUACACAGUGACUCUGGUUGGCAACAUGCUCAUAUUGGUCACUGUCUCAUGUGACCGGAACCUGCACACCCCCAUGUACUUCUUUUUAGGGAAUUUCUCAUUCCUGGAAAUAUGGUAUACAACAUCCACCAGCCCCAAGAUGCUGAGAACUUUCCUCACAGCACAUGAAGCGAUCCCUUUCUGGGGCUGCAUUGCCCAGUUCUAUUUCUUUGGAUCUAUGGCUGUCACAGAAUGCUUCCUCCUGGCAAUGAUGUCUUAUGAUCGAUUCUUAGCCAUCAGCAAUCCACUCCGCUACACAGCCAUUAUGAACUUUAAAGUUUGCAUGCAGUUAGCAGCAGGGUGUUGGAUAAGUGGUUUCUUGGCUCCAAUACCAACUAUAGUUCUUACCUCCAGGUUACCAUUUUGCACUGCCAAUAAGAUAGACCAUUUCUUCUGUGACUUAGCACCAGUCAUGAAAGUCUCCUGUGGUGACACCCAUGUGGUCAAGGAAAUCACUUUUAUGCUGGCUUCUGUUGUGACUAUGGUCCCAUUUUUACUGACCAUAGCAUCCUAUGUUAAAAUUCUCUCCACCAUCCUCAAAAUCCCUUCCACCCAGGGCAAGAAAAAGGCCUUCUCCACCUGCUCCUCCCAUCUCAUCGUGGUGACAUUAUUCUAUGGGACCCUAAUCUUUGUUUAUGCAGCUCCCACAGCCAGUCAGUCAGCAACCCUAAAUAAAAUGUUUUCCCUCUUAUACACCGUGGCCACCCCUAUGGUAAACCCAAUUAUAUAUAGUCUGCGGAACAAGGAGGUCAAGGAUUCCCUGAGGAAACUUAUAACUAAAUGGUCUAAUCAUUCCCUUCCAUCACUGGCCAUGCGCAAAGACAAGAUUCAUCAUGGAAAUCCAUAACAAUACCAGCAAUGCUGUCAUCACCUUAAAAAUACCAAAAGACCUGGAUCUUGAGUCUUUAUUCACUCAUUCCUUGUCCGUGAGCACAAGCUUGGGAAUAAAUUGAUGUAGCCCUACAACGCCCACCCGGUUCCACCACCAAUGUGGACACAUGAUCAUAUUAAUUCAUACUGCAAUGAUGAGCAAUGAGGAAGAAAGAGACAGAUCGAUGGAUGGAUUGAUAGAUAAGCAGAGAUAGACAGAUAGAAGGUAUUCUGAAUGAAUGGAGAACUGAUUAGCUAGAGACUGGUGCCCAUGCCAAUGGGAGGAACUGAGCUACACGCGUUAUGGUGAUGGUGGAUUUCUUGUGGGCUCUCCAUCUAGCUUGCUUCUUCAGCCUUUUGGCUAGGGAGAGGUGAGAUUAGGAAGCAUCUGAACUCCAAGGGUACCAAGCUUAGGGCUUGCAUGUAGGAUGCCCGCCAUGGAUUUGGGAGUAUCUGAAGUCCCAGGGUGAAGAGUCUGGGAGGUAGGAUACUUGCUGUUGUUAGUGCCACACAAACUUGAAUGAUUGAUCAUGGGAUUCAGAAUAAAUUUGUUUGAUUUGGGCCAAGACACAGCAUUUCAAAAAAGUUCCAUUGGUAUAUUGGCCCAAUGUUGGCCAUGUGUUUUAUUGUUGUGCUCAAUGUUGGCUACAUUUAAUCAGCUUCAGAGCUGGUUUCCAUUGCUGAGCACAUGCUGCUUUUGGCAGCAAUUAAAUGGUAGACACUAGACAGUGUAUUUAGUGAGUUUUCCUUGUAUGCAAUCAUAAGAUGAGGGGGGUUUUCCCCCAUGCCAAUGUGUAGGGACCUCAUUUUGGAAUGAAGUAAAUAAUGGUACCCUUUCUUGAAAAAUGACUUUAUUCUUCAUGGGCAGUGAAAGAAUUUGACUUACUUACCUGAAUACAAUUGUUCCUGACUUCCAUUAAGAAAAAGAAGAGAAGAACAUGCUCCUUGGGCCCCCACUACACAUUACAGGUAUUGCAAAAUUAACUGGUUAAUUGUGCAAUUACCUAGAGACAAGCUACAUGUGCAAA
This is a messenger RNA of Alligator mississippiensis (American alligator), 2607 nucleotides long. RefSeq names its product olfactory receptor 2AP1-like. The transcript has 3 exons. Lineage: Eukaryota; Metazoa; Chordata; Crocodylia; Alligatoridae. Gene Ontology annotation, biological process: G protein-coupled receptor signaling pathway. Gene Ontology annotation, molecular function: G protein-coupled receptor activity; olfactory receptor activity. Gene Ontology annotation, cellular component: membrane. The record is from RefSeq and is a predicted model, not a curated record. The coding region runs from base 561 to 1556 and encodes 331 amino acids.